AUGACUAAACCAAAGUUAUUGGUACAUAAAGUGCAUCCCCAAGCCAAGUUACCCAGCUUCCAGAGCCCUGAAGCUGCCGGCAUGGAUUUGUUCGCUGUCCAACACAUGGACUUGCCACCAGGCCAGUGGGACAAGAUUAGGACGGGCAUCGCUGUGGCCUGCCCACAUGGAACUUAUGGAAGGAUCGCACCCAGGAGCUCAAUAGCCUUAAAAAGUGGAAUUUCAGUGCUUGGUGGUGUGAUUGACCCCGACUACCGUGGAGAACUUCAGGUCUUGCUGUACAACCUGAGCCAAGCCAAACUGUGCAUCAGACCAGGAGAUCGAAUUGCGCAACUGAUUCUGGAGUACAUCUGUCUACCCCAAAUCGUCGAGACUCAGUCAUUGCCAGCCACGACAAGAGGUUCCGGUGGAUUUGGAUCAACCAACGCAUGA
Tigriopus californicus is the source of this 432-nucleotide messenger RNA. RefSeq lists its product as uncharacterized. The transcript has a single exon. Lineage: Eukaryota; Metazoa; Arthropoda; Copepoda; Harpacticoida; Harpacticidae. Gene Ontology annotation, biological process: dUMP biosynthetic process; dUTP catabolic process. The record is from RefSeq and is a predicted model, not a curated record. The coding region runs from base 1 to 432 and encodes 143 amino acids. Gene Ontology annotation, molecular function: magnesium ion binding; dUTP diphosphatase activity.